GGGAGGCCUCGGAGCCGGUGUUUGAGGACGCGGACACUCGGGCCUUCUACGAGUCGCUGCCGGAGGUUCGCGAGCUGGUUCCCUCGGUUCUGUUGUUCGGUGACAAGGGCGGCAAGGGGGCGGAGGCAGAGCAGGCGGCGGACGGCAAGGAGAAGGACAAGACGGAGGGGGACCCCGCUGCUGGAGGGGCCGUGGAGGGAGCUUCAGCUUCAGUGCUUGGGCAGGGAGGUGAGCCGACAACGGAGGCGGCGGCUGCAGCGGGGCCCUCUGGUGGCGACGGCGAGGGCGAAGCAGCGGGGGCAGCAGCUGCUGACGGCGACGGCGCCGCUACCGCCGGCGGUGACGGAGGUGCUGGAGGCGGAGGUGGCGGCGGUGCGGGUGCCUUGGAGCCUAUCCUGGCUCGUCUGGGUUCGUGCGUCAGUCGAGACCUGGCAGACGAGCUGGCUAUCAACUUCUGUUACGUCAACAGCAAGGGAAACCGCAAACGCCUGAUCCGGGCCCUGGUGGACGUGCCCCGCUCCUCGCUGCAGCUGGUGCCCUUCUUCGCGCGCAUCGUGGCGGUGCUGGCUCAGGUCUUCCCGGAUGUGCCGCAGGGCGUCCUCUCCGCCCUGGAUGUCUCCUUCACGCAGCUCCUACGUCGCAAGGACCCCACCCUCACCGCCGCCUCCCUGGAGCCCCGACUGCGUACCGCACGCUACCUUGCAGAGCUAGCCAAGUUCCGGCUGCUCCCCCCCGGCGCCUUCUUCUCCGCGCUGAAGCAGCUGCUGGAUGACUUCACGGGGCACAACAUCGACUGCGCGUGUGCGCUGGUGGAGGGGGCGGGGCGGUUCAUGUACAGAUGUCAGGAGACACGGACCCGCAUGGAGAACAUGAUGGAGGUGAUGAUGCGACUGAAGAACGCCCGCAACCUGGACCCCCGCCAUGCCGCGCUGGUGGAGUCCGCCUACUUCGCCGUCAAGCCGCCCAGCAAGGACGCCGCGCGCAGACGCAAGCGGCCGCCCACCCAUGAGUUCAUCCGCCACCUCAUCUUCACGCAGCUCACGGAGGCGUCCAUUCCCUUCGUGCUGCGCAAGCUGCUCAAGCUGACCUGGGGGGAGUACGAGGGGUUCGUGGUCAAGUGCCUGCUCAAGGUGGUCCGCGGCCGCUACUCCAACAUCCCGCUGGUGUCCUGCCUGGCUGCCGGUCUGGCGCAGUACCAUGACAGCUGCGGAGUGGCGCUGGUGGACUGCGUGAUGGAGGACAUACGGGCGGGGCUGGAGGCGCCGGGGGCAGGCAUGUACCAGAAGCGCAUGGCUGACGUACGGCUGCUGGGCGAGCUGUACAACUACAUGCUGUGCAACUCCACCCCGGUGUUCGAGAGCCUCUACCUGCUGCUCACUUUCGGACACGAGAGCCCCGAGCUGGCGGACAGGCUGGACCCGCCGGAUGACUUCUUCCGUGUGCGCCUGGUGUGCGCGCUGUUGGAUGCAUGCGGGCAGUACUUUAAUGAGGGAGCCGCACGAGCGCGCCUCGACCGCUUCCUCACAUUCUUCCAGGCCUACAUACUGUCCAAGGCGGCGCUGCCUCUUGACGUGGAGUUCGACCUGCAGGACGUGCUGCAUGCGUUACGGCCCUCCCUGAAGCGCUACGAGUCGUACGAAGAGGCGCUGGCGGCCGUUCAAGAUAUCAUUGCUCGGGAAGUGGAGCAGUUUGGGGCGCCGUUGGGGACGAUUGGGGAGGAGGAGGGCGAGGAGGACGAGCGAAGAGGCGGAGGGGGAGGCGGAGGGCGGGAAGGAAGCCGAGGCGACGGCGGCGUCGACGGUAGUGCCGGUCUUGGCAACGGCGAUGGCGGCGGAAGUGACACCGAGACGGACGCGGCAGGGAGGCAGGAGGACGCGAGGAGCCUGGAUGAAAUGAGCGGCCGCAGCAGCGGAGAUGAGCGGGACGAGUUGGAUGAGGACUUCGAGCGGGAGUGGCAGGCCAUGAUGGGGGAGACGCAGAGCCGGCUGGGUGGGCUAUCGCUUGCGCCCUCGAGACCCGCUGCUGCGCCCGUGGCUGGGGCUGCGGCGGCUAGCGGUGGUGGCGGUGGUGGUGCUGCUGGGGGCGGGGGCGGUGAGGCUGAGGGCGGCGGUGGUGACGGUGGCAGUGUCACUCUGCGUAUGUUGGUGAAGCGAGGGGGCAAGGACGACCGCUCCAGGGAGCUGCAGGUUCCCCUGAGUGCCUCCGUGGCCCUGGCUGUACGGCAACGGGAGGAGGAAGAGGCGCGGGAGCGGGAGGAGAUGAAGCGUCUCGUGCUGGCUGCUAACAGGCAGCAGCAGGAGGAGCAAGCGGCCGCAGCCGCGCAGCAGCAAUUCAGCAGCAGGAGCGGCGGCAAACGCGGCGGUUCACGACAUUCAAAGUACACGGGGCAGCUGGACAUGUCGGUUCUAGACGAGCUGGAUCCAACUCCCUCGUACGACGCAACGUACGACAGAGGUGGCGGUUUGGCGGGACAGCAGCAGGCUGCG
Molecule: messenger RNA, 2486 nt
Organism: Astrephomene gubernaculifera
Lineage: Eukaryota; Viridiplantae; Chlorophyta; Chlorophyceae; Chlamydomonadales; Astrephomenaceae
Source: the annotation of a GenBank genome assembly